Hemicordylus capensis (graceful crag lizard) is the source of this 2814-nucleotide messenger RNA. RefSeq names its product WD repeat and FYVE domain containing 2 (gene WDFY2). NCBI's taxonomy places the organism in Eukaryota, Metazoa, Chordata, Lepidosauria, Squamata, Cordylidae. The record is from RefSeq and is a predicted model, not a curated record. The coding region runs from base 221 to 1426 and encodes 401 amino acids. Gene Ontology annotation, molecular function: metal ion binding; protein binding. The transcript is spliced from 12 exons.
UUGCCUGCACACGGGACAGGAACGUUCCACGAAUUGCCACAGGGAUCCGGAAGUCGCGCGGCCAACCCGUGAAGAGCGCGGCCUCUCCCCUAGCUUCCGCCCGCCUCCCAGUGCACAUGCGUGGUGCAGCAGGGUAGGGCCGGCCGGGUGCUCUGGGCUUCGGAGUCCCGAAGCAGCCGCACACAGACACCAGCCGGCUUUUGCUCGCCGCUCUUGCUCCAUGGCUGCUCAGCCCUUGCCCGAAGCCCCACUCACCCGGCGGCCCGUCCUGCUGGGCCAGAUGGAGGGCUCGCAGGACGUGGUGACCAUGGCGGCCAUCGUGCCCAAGGAAGAGGGGCUCAUCAGCGUCUCGGAAGACAGAACUGUUCGUGUAUGGCUGAAGAGAGACAGUGGUCAGUAUUGGCCUAGCAUAUACCACGCAAUGCCAUCUCCAUGUUCAUGCAUGUGCAUUAACCCGGAAACAAGAAGGCUGUCCGUAGGUCUAGACAAUGGUGCAAUCUCAGAAUUUAUUUUAUCAGAAGAUUACAACAAGAUGACACCAAUUAAAAGUUUCCAGGCUCACCAGAGCAGGGUUCUGAUGGUUCUGUUUGUUCUGGAGAUGGAAUGGAUCCUGAGCAUAGGCCAGGACAAGCACUUCACGUGGCAUUGCUCAGAAAGUGGGCAGCGGCUUGGCAGUUACCGUGUCAGCGCGGGUGCCUGCGGACUUCAAUUCGAUGUGGAAACCCGGCAUGUUUUUAUCGGUGAUCAUUCUGGACAGGUGACCAUCCUCAAACUGGAGCAAGAAAACAGCAGCCUCAUAACAACUUUUAGGGGACAUACAGGUGGAAUCACUGCCCUCUGUUGGGACCCUGCGCAGCGUGUCUUGUUUUCAGGAAGUUCCGAUCAUUCAAUUAUUAUGUGGGACAUUGGAGGAAGAAAAGGCACAGCAAUUGAACUACAAGGACACAAUGAUAAAGUUCAGUCACUCUCCUUUGCCCAUCACACUCGGCAACUUAUCUCUUGUGGAGCAGAUGGCGGGAUUGUUGUCUGGAAUAUGGAUGUUGAGAGACAGGAGACACCUGAAUGGUUGGACAGUGACUCCUGUCAAAAGUGUGAUCAGCCAUUUUUCUGGAACUUCAAGCAAAUGUGGGACAGCAAGAAAAUAGGCCUUAGACAACAUCAUUGUCGGAAAUGUGGGAAAGCAGUGUGUGGCAAGUGCAGCUCGAAACGCUCUUCCAUACCACUCAUGGGAUUUGAAUUUGAAGUGAGAGUCUGUGACAGCUGCUACGAAUCAAUAACAGAUGAGGAGCGUGCUCCCACAGCCACUUUCCAUGAUAGCAAACACAAUGUUCUCCAUGUACACUUUGAUACAACACGAGGAUGGUUGCUGACAUGCGGAACAGACAAGAUUAUUAAGUUGUGGGAUAUGACACCUGUAGUAUCUUGAUGCAUCAGUGAACCAUAAAAUAACUGUGGCUUACGGAAGAAGGGAAUCCUAGUCCUUACGCACAAGAUGAAGCAAUGCUGUGUCAUGACUGAUAAGGGAGAACCCUAAUAUCUCUGGACGGUUAAUGAAGUGAUCUACUGGAUCCAGGGUGAACCCUCACACCAAAUGAUCUACUUCUCUUUGUUCUUGAAAUACAGAGCUAUUUUUAAAAACAAACAUAAUUCUACAAUCUGGUUCUAUUCAGCCAUGUGGAAUUUUUCUGGAAAAUCCAUGUGCAGUACUGUUUUUUCCAUGUUCUACUUUGACAUGCAGUUUAGUGUAGAGGAAUUGUUUCCAAAUGCAAACAGUCCUCUGCACUAUUAGGUUGAAAUAAUUGAAUCUGCUCUGAUGAGACAAGACAGAAAGCAAUGAAUUCCUCUUUCCAUAUUGUUUCGUAGAAAGCUGUUGAGCAAGAACUUGAAUUGUGAACUGUCAUUUUAAGAUCUAGGCAGCCACGGCUCUUUAACAGAAAAAGUUUUUCUCAUAAUUGGUAUUGUAGCAAAUGGUACUAUGAGAUAUGAGGAGGUGGGGGGAGGAGAGCCAUACACACAGUGCAGUAUUUUCUGUUGCAAAACCCAGAGGAAUGCUUGUGUAGCAGCAGAUUUCAAAACGUUAACAAGCUUUCCAGAACUAAGCAUUACCAAUGAAUGACAAAAAUCAGUUCAUACUGAGGCAGUAGCUGGUCUAUGGAAAUGCCCCCUUCUAUUUAGCUGGACUAGCAAUGCCUGUAUCUGCUUUGGGAAGUCUGCUAGAAUUGGUGUGCUUUGCUGAGUAUGGUUUGAAACUUUAACUCUUCCAUGCCUCUUGCCUCUCUAGAAAGGUACGUGUUUUUAAAAUUGCGGAUAGUUGUAAUUAUUUAAUUCUCAAUGUAGCCUCCAGAUUAAUGUGGUUGAAUGUCUUUUUGUUCUGCUGCCUUAUUAGGCAGUUUUUUUCAAAAAAUAAUAAAUGCUGAAAUAAAAACUGCCUGUUUGAGAGUAUCUAGAUCAGAAGAUGAAAAAUUUGCUGCUUUUUCAAUCUCCAUAAACUUUGCUUGAUAGAUAAUUUCUGAUUGAAUACCUAGACACCAUAAAAAGGGCUAAACAAAUUAGCUAUACAAGUAGCUAAUAUGGAGCCGUGUUUCAAGAGCUCUCAAGUUGCAGCUGAUUUUUUAGAGGUCAAUAGCCUUGUAACUUCUUGCAUCCUGUUUACUGCGGGAACUAGCUAUGUCAGAUAUUUUCUAGAUAUGUGCACAGUUGGAAAAACUCCUUGCAUCAGCAUCCAACUGUUGUGGGCUGUUUUUUAUUGUUCAAAUUAGUUUCCAGAAGUACAAGUGAAAUAGAUAAUAAACCUUUCAUGAUGGUUAUACCCUG